This is a messenger RNA of Macrobrachium nipponense, 2978 nucleotides long. Its product is annotated as probable cytochrome P450 49a1. Lineage: Eukaryota; Metazoa; Arthropoda; Malacostraca; Decapoda; Palaemonidae. The record is from RefSeq and is a predicted model, not a curated record. Bases 14 to 1642 code for a protein of 542 amino acids. The transcript has 10 exons. Gene Ontology annotation, molecular function: oxidoreductase activity, acting on paired donors, with incorporation or reduction of molecular oxygen; monooxygenase activity; iron ion binding.
GCAGAGGCACAGCAUGGCGUUCGCAUGCAGGAGUAGAGGGCUUCUCCCAAAGGUGACGGCGACCUCGGCGAGAGAUGGAAGGUUCUGGGGCGUCGCCUCCCAAUUCUCACAGCCGUCGUCGUUUGGGUCGGUUCGUCGUCAGACGACGGUAUCGGCAGCAGCGGAAGUGCAGCCGAGCAUUGGCUCGGAAGUGAAGUCGAUAAACGAAAUUCCGGGGCCAAUGAAGUUCCCAAUCAUCGGUUCCCUUUUUCCCUUCCAUAUCUACAAAGCAAUGGAUAAAAGGGCCAUGCAUAAAUUCUGGGCGGAUAUCGUCAAGGAAUACGGCCCGACUGUCAAAAUGAGCGUCCCGGGGAUCCCCAAAUUGGUGGGCGUAACGAACCCUGACGACUGCGAGACGAUCACGAGGAGCACGAUGGAUAAUCCCAUCCGACCAGCCUUGGAAUCCCUGAGGCUGGUUCGUAUGAAAGCCGUGGAUAACUACUUCGAGAAAAAAUCGGGACUGAUUGUAGAGAACGGCGAAGAAUGGAGGAGAGUCCGUACCCGGGUGCAGACUCCCAUGAUGAAGCCCAAGAACGUCUCUGCUUAUCUGGAAGAAAUGGACGAGGUGGCUCUCGACUUCAUGGACAGAAUUGCGGUUUUCCAGGAGGAAAAUGGUGAGAUGCCCGAGGACUUCCAGGUGGAACUAUACAAAUGGGCCCUGGAAUCUGUCAGCCUGGUGGCCUUAGGCAGAAGGCUGGGCUGCCUGCAACCUAACCUGGCGAGCGAUUCGGAACAAAUGAAACUGAUCCACGCAGCCAAUGCAAUAUUUGAGGGGAUGAACGACAUCGAAAUGAGUAUGAAAUUCUGGAGGCUGUGGGAGACUAAAGAGGUUCGGCAACUACAGAAAAACCAUGACGAGUUUUUGAGAAUCGCGGACAAGCGCAUCAGGGAAACGGAGGCUGAACUCCUGCAGAAGAAAUCCGACGACACCAGCGAGUUGAAGCUGAUGGAGGAACUUCUCUUAACAGAAGGUCUCUCCCGCAAGGACGUCGUGACCCUAAUUCUGGACAUGCUUGUGGCUGGAAUAGAUACGACGUCCCACACACUAGGAUUCACCCUGUACUUGCUGGCAAGGAAUCCUCAGGCCCAAGCUACACUUCAGGAGGAGAUAGACAGAGUCCUUGGGGAUCAUAAAGGACCCCUCCUUCCUAAGCACUUGGCACAGAUGUCCUACCUGAAGGCUGUAGUCAAGGAGUCCUUAAGAGUAUUCCCCUUAACGCUCGGACUCGGAAGGGAGCUAACAAAAGACACAGUUCUUAGUGGCUAUCUAAUUCCAAAAGGGUACAUGGUCUUCACCCUCAACAUGUUCAUGGCCAAAGACGAGAAGCUCUUCCCAAGGGCAGAGGAAUUCGUCCCCGAACGCUGGCUGCGUCACAAGCCCCUUGGGCCGAUCCAUCCCUACGCCUCACUGCCAUUUGGGACGGGAACCAGGAUGUGCAUCGGCAGGAGAAUCGCAGAGCAAGAGAUCUACACCUUCCUGACCAGGGCCAUGCAACGGUACACCGUAGACUACAAAUACAAAGACAUGGACAUGAUCACCCGUCUUGUCUUCGUUCCUUCAGAGCCGCUCAAGUUCUCUUUCACUGAAAGAAAGCGAACUUGAGAAAAUGAACUUAAGAGAAAAUGAAAUGUAGUGUACUAUAUCACCUCUUCUCCGUAGAAAGGUUUACCGUUUACGUAAGUUUUAGGUGCUGUCGUUGGGUUAGUUUUGAGCAGUUACCAAAGAUUUCUGCAUAAUUAUCUUCGCUUAACUUCAUAACAUAAACUUGGUGAAGGUUUUAUCGGUUAUAUUAUGUUUAGAUUUGCGUGUGAGAUUCUACCUUCGAAAGAACCAAGUAAAAAUAUUAUGGAAAGCAGACCUCAUCAGAAGUCUUGAAAUUUUAUGGGUAGAGAGAGUUAAACUACCACAUUUAUUUUGUUUUGAUUAUAAGUCGAGUACCUAAUGCCAUCAUAUAUAUAUAUAUAUAUAUAUAUAUAUAUAUAUAUAUAUAUAUAUAUAUAUAUAUAUAUAUAUAUAUAAGAUGAACACAUAGAAAUGCCCAAAGGUUGAAAGAUAAGGUUGAAAGAUAAUGUUAUAUUUCAGAGAACAACUGUCUCCCUCUACAGGGAGCAGUAUUUAUACCAAGAGUUCCAGAUAGCUUCGUAAUCUUCUUAAUGGCUGGUUGGAGGGAGAUACUAUCUUUAAUAUCUGAGUCCUAAGCUUUUUUUAGAGGUCAGUAUAGUAUGGCAAACAGAUCUUAGCUAUUUUUAACCACAUAAAUAACCAUAAUCACAGAAGAAACUGGAAUUUGUCACAUAUAAUUCAUAACAGCAAUUGUCGUCUCAAAAGCUAGCUGGUAGAGUCAGCACCGAUUAAACAAAGAAAUAUGACGAACCUCUCAAAAUGAGCUUGGGACUCAGAUAUUAUAGAUACUAUCUUCAUCCAACCAGUAAUUAAGAAGCUAUCAGCUGGAGAGACAUAACGCUUGACCUCUGGAACUCUUUGGUAUAAACAUUGUUUUUCUGUAAUACUUAUUUCAUUCAUAUCCUUGCUCGUAGAGAGAAAAAGUUGCUCUCUGAAAUAUAGCAUUAGCUUUCUACCUUUUGGCGUUUUUAUGGGUUCCUUUUAUUAGAUGGAAUUUGUGCGUGUGUGUGUGUGAGUGUGUGUGUGUGUGUGUGAAAUUGAAGGAUUUCCAGACACAACUGAAUUAGUUCCUUUUUUUGUUAUUUGAAAAUAUCCAUUUCAGAGUGCAGAGGUAAACAAACUUAUCUUUACUCAAUUAAAUUAUCAUAAUCAUUAACCCGUGGUGAUUGGUGAGUUAAACAUGUCAUGUUUUAAGUAUAGGACAUUUAAACGUAAAACGUCAAAAGUAUAUUUUGUUAUAUCUUGUGUAAGUUAAGAUGUUAUUAAAUAAUGUAUCUGUAUUAAUAAAAUGAAAUGAUAAAAUAUUUGAAUUAAA